AGGCUAUGCAGGAUUAAAAUAUAAAAUUGAUUUGUUGAUUUAAUGUUAAAAUAUGGAAAAACGGACUAUAAGAACGUAUAGCAGAAGGCAGCCCAUCGCUGCAUUUAAAUCUGUUGUAACAUUUGCACCAAAUUGUCCGAAUUCUACAAAUAUUUCUAAUAUCAGAGAAUCUCGAUUACUUGAUAAUACUCUGACUGUCAGUACUUUUGAUGAUACAUUUGACAGGUUAGCAGCUGGAGUAGUUAUACAACCACAAAUUAAUUCAACGGAUCAACCUAGCUCCGAUACCGAUAGUGAUGACUUUUUCAAAAUAAUUCCAGAAAAGAAGGAAGUGCAAAAAGUUUUAAGAGAAGGCUGUAAUGAUGAAAAUGAUGGAAAUGUAGAAGUUGAUGAAAGUAUAUAUAAUUAUCCAAAUGAAGGAGUGAAAAGAAAAAUUUGUGAUUAUAAAAACAAUGAUGAAAAUUUGGAAGCAAGUUCUCCUGAGAGAGAGGAAAAUCAACAUGGUGAAAUAACUGUUUUAAGUAAAAAAAAAAGAAUAUGUCUAGAUGGUGAACAGAAUGAAGUAUUAAAUACCAAUCAACUGAAAGUAAUAGAUGAAUUACCUACAAGUACUCCUAGAGAAUAUAAAAUGCGGACAAAUAUUGAUAUAUACAAUUGCUCCCCUAUAUUAUUAGACAAUGAUAUAUACAUAAAUGAUAAACACAUUCCAAAAGUUUCAAUAACAUCAUAUGAAAGUAUGUCACAAGAAAAAACAAUUCAAUUUUUAAAACCAGAAGAUAAACAGUUAAAUAAUUCUGAUCUCAAUCAUUUUAACAAUUCAAACGAAAUUACUGCACAAGAAUUAUGUAAUUCCAAAGCUAAUGGCAUUCCUAUGUUAAAUGAAAAUACUAUUGAUAAGAAUUUAAAUGAUUCUAAAUUGCUGUUUGGUAACAAAUUACUAAAUGAGACCACUAUUGAUAUUGAAAAUGAUAAUAAUUUGUUAAAAAAUAUUGAUAUACAAUCAAAUAUGGAAAAGCAAUUGACAAACAUUGCUCCAGAAAAAAAAGAACAAAAAAAGAAUAAAGUUAUUAGCAUUAUUGACUCUCCUUUACUUUUUGAUGAUACAGAGGGCAAUUUAGAUCAAUUUUGCAAAAAUAAAACAAAAAAAGUAUUAGAUUUAAAAAAUAAUUAUAAUAAGAUAAAAGAAGCUAAACAAUUAAGUAUGAGUAAAGAACUAAUUGUACUUGUAUCAAAACUGGAAGAAAUAGAUGAAAACUAUCGACUACCUGUAGCGAAAAAAAAUGAUAAAAAAAAAAUUAAAACCAUAUUUAAAAAAUCUAAAAAUAUUGUUAAAUCAAGGGACGUAGGAAGAAAUUUUGGUGAAAAUAAUGUUAAUGUAAAAAAUUCAAUGAGCGAUUUGAUUUUGAAUCAAAAUACAGACAUUAAUUUAAAUGAAAAUGUAUUGAUAAGAAGCGGCGAGGUAAAUUGUGAAGCUGACCGAAACAUUAAUAAUGUCGAUGAAGAAUUUCCACUUUCUUUAAAAUUAAAAGAUCCGACUAGGAUUACUAUGAGAAGAAGACUAAUUAAAACAUCGAAUAAGCCAUUGGGAUCUAUAGGAGAAAAUUAUCUGGAAGAAGGUACUAUUAUUGAGAAAGAGAAUAAAAUCGAUUCACAUAAUGAUUCCACCAAUGGAAAUAGUUUUGCGAACGAUAGUGUUAAGAGUCCAUCGGUUUUUUUAAAGCCUGGAAAAUCUUGGGCGAGAUCCUUGUCAAUUAUAAAUCAUUUUCAUAAUGUACAAAACUUGGAUGAAUUAGCAAUUGGAAGAGGCAAAAACUGGAGACACAGUGUUCAAUCCAUUUUAAAUAUGCAACCAGAAGAUGUUAUUCAGAAAGAUAAAAAUAGAUCACCUUCAAUCACCGGUAGACCUCGUUUUUCACGAGGUUUUUCCAUACGCAUUAUUCCAAGUGGUAAAAAAUCAACUCUUACCGACGAUUUUACAGAUAUUAAAAAAAUUGUUGACGUUUCUGAUAUAAGACGUAAAACAUCGGUUGCAAGAAAAUUUUCCACGAAAAUUCGUAGAGAUACAUUAAUUGAAACUGAAGAUGAUUUAAUUCGAUCGGCAAAAGAUAUUAUUUUAAAGCGCUGUAAACAAACAUCUUACUUGCCUUUCAAUGUUUGUUUUUCUGACUCAUAUAUAGAUUGUUGUCGAAAAAUCGGUGAAGGCGUUUACGGUGAAGUAUUUCUAUAUGAAAAUAAUAAUGAAAAAUCAGUUAUAAAAAUUAUACCAAUCGAAGGUCAAGAAUUGGUUAACUGUGAACCGCAAAAAAAAUUUCAUGAAAUUCUUUCUGAAAUUAUCAUUUCUCAAGAAUUAAAUAAACUCAGAUUCGGAGAGGAGUAUAACACAAAUUGUUUCGUUGGAGUUAAUAAAGUUAUGUGUAUUAUCGGAUCGUAUCCGAAAAAAUUAAUUAAUUUAUGGAAAAAGUAUGACUUUGAGAAGAAGUCGGAAAAUGACUGCCCAUCUAUGUUUACUAAGCAGCAAUUGUAUGUAGUUCUCGAGCUCGCGCAUGGUGGACAAGACCUUGAGGCUUAUAGCUUUCAAAAUGCAUUAGAAUCUUAUUCUAUAUUCAUACAAACUGCAUUCUCCCUGGCUAUUGCUGAAAAAACUCUCGAAUUUGAACAUAGAGAUCUACAUUGGGGAAAUCUUUUAAUAUCUAAAACAAAAGAUGCGAACGCCGUCUUUAAAGUUGAUGGUGUGGAAAUUUUAAUACCUACCAAUGGGGUCAAAGUUUCAGUGAUUGAUUUUACAUUAUCUAGAAUGCUGUAUCAAGGUUGUAAGAUUUUCAAUGAUUUGGCAACAGAUCCUACAUUAUUUACAGCACAAGGAGAAUAUCAAUUUGAUAUUUAUAGAAUGAUGAAGGAUAACGUCAAUAACGACUGGCAACAAUUUAAGCCGUACACAAAUAUUUUAUGGCUGGAUUAUAUCCUUGACAAAAUGAUAACGGCUGUGAGAUAUAAAAAGAAAACUACAAAAGUUCAUAGGACCAAUAUGGAAGAAAUGAAAGCAUUGAGAAAAGAGAUUUUUAAUUAUGAUAGUGCUUUUGAUUUUAUCAAAAAUUGCAAAAAAAUCACUACCAUAUUUAAUGUCAUUGGUGAUAAAGCAUAA
This is a messenger RNA of Ceratosolen solmsi marchali, 3142 nucleotides long. RefSeq names its product haspin (gene Haspin). The record is from RefSeq and is a predicted model, not a curated record. Gene Ontology annotation, cellular component: cytoplasm; nucleus. NCBI's taxonomy places the organism in Eukaryota, Metazoa, Arthropoda, Insecta, Hymenoptera, Agaonidae. Bases 53 to 3142 code for a protein of 1029 amino acids. Gene Ontology annotation, molecular function: histone H3T3 kinase activity; ATP binding. Gene Ontology annotation, biological process: intracellular signal transduction; protein phosphorylation; mitotic cell cycle. The transcript is spliced from 11 exons.